This is a messenger RNA of Prorocentrum cordatum, 2170 nucleotides long. Lineage: Eukaryota; Dinophyceae; Prorocentrales; Prorocentraceae. The record is from the annotation of a GenBank genome assembly.
UUUUCGGUGGAAGCGAAGUGCACACAGGGUAAGUGCAUAUGGAGUGGUCUGUCUCCGUAUGGACUUACUCCGUCUGGGUUUCGCCUCUUGAGAAGAGUCCAAGUCCGUACGGAGUAAGUCCAUACGGACUGUUUGGAUUCCGUCUGGAUUUACGCCGUCUGGACUUAACCUUUCCUGAAGUUUAUGCUCACGUGGUUUGCCGGUCCUCUCCCCAUGCUGUUCAUUUGCCUGAACGUCUUUGCGGUGUUCUGCUACCUUCAGCUCUUGGUCUGGCUGUGGUACGACUGGGGUGACUGCAUCACGCUCGGUUGCAAUAGCCCCGACGAGAAGCAUGGCUUCAUAGGUGUUGUAGCCGGGAUCUCGUUGGAUGUUGGCUUUGGUCUGGUGAUUGUGAUGAUACGCGCCUUGGCAAAUCUGUUUGGAAGCUGGGCCGCCACGUGUCACAACGCAGAGUUCGCGAUCGACCGAAGGAUCAUCGCAAAGGUGUACACAAUGCUGGUGGAGGCCGUGGACACGAUCCUGGCCCUUUUGCUCUUCGGCCUGUUGUUCGUCACUCCGUGGUCUGGCUCGGUCCAGCACGACCUUCCCGAGGCCGACUGCUCCGACGCGAUGCUCUACGGCCUGGUUGGGAGGAGCUCGUUCUCCUGCCUGGUCCGCCGGGUCAGCGUCGACAAUCGCCGCUGGGUCUACAGGCAGAUGAUGAGGGGCCCGCUGAUGAUGCUCCCCUUCAUCAGGCUCCUCUUGAAGUGUGUGAUCCCCAUGGUCGCUCGCCUCCUGAACAAGUACGAGGUGCCCCCACGCGGCCCCUGCAGGUGUCCCAGCGACGCCAUUAACGCGCUGAUCCGCCUGAUGGGGCUCAUCUUCGCGUUCGACGGCGAUAGCGUCGGCGGGUUCCGCUUCGUGUUCUCUGGGGACCCGUUCUCCAGCUCACGGAAGGCGGCCGAAGCCCCGCCGCCGGCGAGCGCCGACUUGGACGGACAGGACGCGGCGCUUGCGGAUGGCGCCGAAGGCACCGAGCAGCUUCUGGACGACGCCCUGGAGGAGAUGAAGUUGAAGGAGUUCGAGGUGGAUGAAGAGAUGAACGAGGUGAAGCUCAGCCUGCUGUUCCUCGUCAUGUUCGGCCCGAUCGCGCCCGAAGGCGUCUUCACCACGCUGCUCGCCAAGAUGAUGGAGUCCUGGUUCGACCUGUCGAAGCUCCUCUUUCUGAAGCGGCGGCCAUUUCCGGACAAGGGCACCCAGAAGAGCAACUGGGGGGAGGACCAGGGCAUGAGCGUCGCUGUCAUGCAUUUCCGGAUGAAGGCCUUCAUCGUGGUUACGAUCGUUGCCAAAGUGGUUUGGUCCUUUGUAUUGUCUUUCGUCGUGUUCGCCUAGCCCGGCUGGUUUUGAGAGGUCAGGGCUUGAUGUUCAUCUCCGAACCAUGUGGUGUGCAAGCAGGAAAGUGCACGCUGAUGUUUGGAAGUGUUGGGGAUGGCCGAACGAGGCACACCCUGCCUCCCUCUCCUCCAUCCUGCCUCUCUUCCUUCACCCCCUCGCAUCCUCCCCCCUGAGUCUACUCCCCCUCCCUUCGCUUCCCUCGUCAUCCCGUGCUGAAUUGCUGCUGCUGCUGAACCUUCGGACGCCGUUGGUGCAAAGUCUACCAGUGGUCGAUAUCCGAGGCACAUGCCCGUGAACGUCUCCGUGCCGAUUCUCCGUCGCAGCGGUACUGAAGAUGUGCCGCUGGUGCCGUUUUUGAAGGGGGAUGGAGCGCCAAGGCGCACCUUCCGACAGGCCUCGUGAGUUCCAGCGUGCUCAGCAGGUUGGUGUUUCGCCUCAUCGGAGACAAACAUGUGCGCGUGCGCGCGUUUGUUGUCAGCGUCGCUCUCUCCACCGCUUCCUCUGGCAUUCCUCGUUUCUUCUGCACGUUCUCCGCCAGCUGGCGUGGCAGCGCGUGCAUUUUUCCCCAAACAGCUUGCUGAACGGGGUGCUGUUGUGAUAGAAGCUAACUCUGGCCGAGGGAAGUCGGAGCAGAGACAUCCUCACAAAAAUUUGAUGGUCCUGGCCGUUUCGCUUGAGACAUCCUCACAACUCUCGUUUCUGAGUUGGCCGGGAUUGGCCGUUUCGCCUGAGACAUCCUCGAAAAGUUGCGCUCCGGGACGCCGCGCGAGAGGUGGUCCGGGCCGUUUCGCUUGAG